AGUACGAGAACGUCGGUCAUAUCACAAAGUGUACUAGAACGUCAACAAGAUGACAGGUGGGGGUAGGAGAGCACAACGGUUGGUGAACUUUUGCAACAAGGUGGAAAUCUAUGACACGCUUCACACCCACACGUCAGAGAAUGGCGUGUGCUCGGAUAAAAUAUGCCAUGGAUCCCUUAUGAAUAUUCGAAGAAUGAAAGCAGUACCGAGAUCUUCCUCCGAGGUUUUGCGGCAGGCAAAGGAAUUUCUUAAGGAAUAUUAUGUUUCUCUAAAAAAGUCUGGAAGUGCAGAGGAGGAAGCACGGUGGCAAGAAGUCGUGACAUCAGUGGAAGGUAGAGGCACGUACCGGCUCACGCGUUCGGAACUGCAGUACGGCGCCAAGUUAGCAUGGAGGAACGCCCCUCGCUGUAUCGGACGCAUGCAAUGGACGAGGCUUGAGCUAUUCGAUGCCCGUGAUGUCACUACUCCCCAGGAAAUGUUUGAGAUUCUAUGCAAGCACAUAGAGUACAGCACUAAUGGAGGAAACGUGAGGUCAGCUAUCACCGUGUUUCCUGAACGAGUGCCAGGACGACGAGACUUCCGAGUGUGGAACCAGCAGUUAAUUGCUUACGCCGGUUAUCUCAACAAUGACGGCUCCGUCACCGGCGACCCUGCAUAUGUUGAAUUCACUCAGUUGUGUGAGGGCCUCGGGUGGAAGGGAAAGGGGAGUCGCUUCGACGUCCUGCCACUUGUAAUGUCAGCACCAACAGGAGAGCCCGAAUGGUUUGACAUCCCCGACGAUAUUGUGCUAAGGAUUCCACUGAAACAUCCCAAGUAUGACUGGUUCUCUGAGAUGGGCCUGGAAUGGUUCGCCUUACCUGCAGUAUCAUCUAUGAUGCUUGAUGUGGGCGGUGUGCAGUACACUGGGGCGCCUUUCAACGGCUGGUACAUGUCUACGGAAGUGGCAAGCAGGAAUCUGUGUGACGCACAACGUUAUAAUCUUUUGCAGACAUUCGGAGAAAAGAUGGGCCUUGAUACAAGCACCAACGUAAGCUUAUGGAAGGAUGAUGUCAAUGUGGAGGUGAACAAAGCUGUCCUUCACUCGUUUGAGGAGGCUGGCGUGACACUGGUCGAUCACCAUACAGCUUCAGAGUCGUUCAUUCAAUUUAUGUCCAACGAACAGCGCGACAGAGGUGGAUGCCCUGCAGACUGGGUGUGGAUAGUGCCGCCAAUAUCUGGAUCUAUCACCCCUGUAUUCCAUCAGGAGAUGUCCCUGUACUACCUCAAGCCUGCCUACGAGUAUCAGGAGCCUGCAUGGGAAGAUUUCGCCCGCUACAACCGAGGCACUGCCAUUCUGUCCCCGUCACAACUCUUCCGGAAGGUGGCAUUGACUGUCUUGUUUGCCAGUAGCCUGUACCGUAAGGCUCUUGCAAGGCGACUACGAGUAACAAUCCUUUACGCUACGGAGACUGGUCGCUCUCAGCUCUACGCCCACAACCUUUCACAAGCACUUAAGCGAUACUUUAAUCCAGAGGUGAUGAAUAUGAAAGACUUUCCUGUGAAUGAAACGUCUUUUGAAGGCCACACGGUGAUGCUCCUGCUGGCGUCUACCACCGGGGACGGCGAUCCUCCCCUCGACGGCGAGAACUUUAUCAGAAACUUGUAUGAGCAAAAGCAUGCAGAGUUCAACAAGAACAUCAUCAACUCCAGUGAUAAUGCUACGCAGCCAAACUUCACCAAGGACAACAUGUCAGACUUCAAUGAGGCCUAUGAACAAUACAAAAUCAGCAGUACAAAGUCAGCCAGAGUCCCAUACGAGAAAACUGAAAAAAAUGAAAGAAACGAAUGCAAAGAAGGAAAAAAAAAGAGUCGUGGAGGACUGAUGAGGAUGCUACAGGCAGUGGUGUGGGGCCAAAAGACUGCUGACUCAACCCUUUCGGGGAGUAGAACUGCCUCAGACUCGUCAGUUCAGCCUGCUGGAGGGCUUCGGUUUGCCAUCUUUGCCCUGGGCUCCACCAAGUAUAAAUACUACUGCCUCUUUGGAAAAUAUCUGUUCAGUUUAUUGGAAGAAUGUGGAGCGCACUCUCUUGCACCACUCACUUGUGGAGAUGAACUAAACCACCAGGAACAAACCUUUAACGCCUGGGUUGACAAUAUUGUUAAGGUACUCGGGGAGGAAAUGCAGGUGGAGGUUGCCCAACAAAGCAGCAUGAUUAAUGUGGAGGAGCUGACGGCUAAUCGAGUGAGGCUGACAUCUUCCCCCUUUACCAAAAGCUCUCUAGAGAAGAGUCUUUCACAAGUUCACAGGAAAAGCGUGUUCAGCUGUCCUGUACUGGAAUCUACGAUGCUCUUCGAUCACGGAGACAGAUGGACACAGCUGCUUGUUCUUAAGGUUGGGGAAGAGGCCGAGGCCGAAGAAUCAUUGUAUUCACCUGGUGAUCAUGUGGGCGUCUUCCCACACAAUUCCCCUACACUAGUGUCUUCGCUUCUCAACAGGUUAUCAUCUCCAUACUUGGGAGAGCCUGUAAAGUUGGAAGUGAGACUAGGGAAAGACAUGCACUGGGAGACAGAUCCUCGCCUGCCACCAGCCACGCUGCGUGAACUUUUAACGCAUUAUCUAGACUUGACUACACCUCCAUCUCCUGCUUUUCUACUGAUGCUGGCUGCUCAUACCACUCACACGCCUCAUGUGCGUCGCCUCACAAAUCUUGCUAAGGACUAUAAGAAAUACCAGGAGUGGAGGGCUUGGAAGUGGCCCAACGUGCUGGAGGUACUGGAGGAGUUUUCAAGCGUAAGGGUGGACGCAGGGGUAUUAGUGGCUGCUUUGCCUCUCCUGCAGCCACGUUACUAUUCCAUCAGCUCAUGUCCAGCCUUCCACCGAGGCGAACUACACCUCACACUUUCUGGAGUUCAGUACUGCACCCAGGACGGCACCGGGCCAGUUCACCGUGGCGUGACAACGGGGUACCUGAAGGAAGUGACACCUGGAAAUCAAGUACACUUAUUCUUUAAAAGUGCACCCACUUUCCACCUCCCAGAAGACUUGUCCCUUCCCAUCAUUAUGGUUGGGGCAGGCAGCGGCGUGGCUCCACUUAGAGGAUUCUGGCAACACUAUCACUACUUGAGGAGGACAAAAGGUGUGACGACGGGAUCCCUCACCUUGUACUACGGAUGCCGCACUGAGGAGGAGGAUUUGUUUAACCAGGAAAAAUGGAACAUGGUGAGGCAAGGUGGCCUGACUCGCCAUCGUGUGGCUCUUUCAAGGACACCUCACUUGCCCAAGAUGUACGCUCAGGAUCUCCUGCGUGUGUACAGUAAGGAGGUAUACAAAGAGCUGGUAGAGGAAGGUGGACACCUCUAUGUCUGCGGUAGCCAAGCACUUUCAGAUGGCGUGUCAUCAGCCUUGCAAAACAUCUUAAUGGAGCAGGGACGCUUAACUACCCAACAGUCUGCUGUCCUGCUCGCCAGCCUGAAGGGUGAAGGUCGUUACCACGAGGACAUCUUCAGCACUCGACUUGCCUAACAACGGUACCCGACGGUCACAAUUGUGGCCAAGGUUGCCCAUAGUCGUGCAAUCCUUUUUCACUGUUAGUUAUCUAUGUACGUUACCUUUGCAUUGCUGUUAGAUCAUAUAAUGCUACAGAUAUUUCUUUCAUGGCGAUUCAGUUUACUGAUGGUGCACAGAUUUUUUUCUACACAUAAAUGCGAUUAUGUAUUAUGAUAUGAUGUAUUUCUUGUAAGGUGUUCUAAUUAUAUUGUGGUGCAUCCCCACUAUUGAGAACUCCAUUUCUACAUUAUGAUGUUAUUCUGUACUACAUAUUAUGUAAACAUACUAUAUAUUUAUAGCAAUUAUACGUAUUGCAACUAGAUCAGAUUGUUAGAUAUUUAGAUUCUGUCGUUUACGGAGUGACAGUUUUCAUAGCAAAACACAAACGUGAACAAGUAUAUGCUUCUUGAAUAGAAACUCAGUAUUUUUGUUUUUUACAUACAAUAAUUUUAAGACAUACACAAUAUACGAUCCAGUGGUAUAAUCAUAACACGCUCUGCUCACUAUCAAGAAGUCCUGGGUUGCAGUCACAAGCCGGGUGGAGGCAAAUUAUAUCGUGACCUUGCAUCUCCCAAAGAACGGAACUGAAACGUCGUGGUUUUGUUUUUUGUUACUACUAUUGAAGCAAGUUAUGAUGAUAGUGUAUUAUGAAAACUGGAAAACUGUGUAUAUGGCUUUAGUGACGCAUCUAAAAAGGGGCACCUCAUAGCAAAACCUCUUCUGUUAAAAGUCCGGUACAAUCACUAGAAAACUAACUUGCAACAUUCUAUAGGCGUUAUGGAGGAGGAUCAUGUGGUAAGUUUGUGAAGCAUGUUGAUUAUUUCUGUUGGGGAGGAACAAAGAAAUUUGAGAGAGCGGUCAUUGCUAAAAAAAAAAAAAAAAAAAAAAAGCAGCAAAAUAAUACCAUUUUCAGAUACAUUGGGCUGAAUAUUAUACAGAACGAACAUUGUAUCAAACUUUAACAAAAUAAGAAUGUAAGAAUGUUAAGUGUAAUGAAGAAAAGCUUUAUGAAUCUGUCAUAAUUAUGAUGUUCUAGAAAUGUUGUAAUGUAAGUAAUCCUGAAGUAGAUCUCACUGUAGCAAAUAAAUGUCAAAUGAAAU
This is a messenger RNA of Scylla paramamosain (green mud crab), 4626 nucleotides long. RefSeq names its product nitric oxide synthase, salivary gland-like. Bases 50 to 3502 code for a protein of 1150 amino acids. Gene Ontology annotation, molecular function: calmodulin binding; NADP binding; heme binding. The record is from RefSeq and is a predicted model, not a curated record. NCBI's taxonomy places the organism in Eukaryota, Metazoa, Arthropoda, Malacostraca, Decapoda, Portunidae. The transcript has 26 exons. Gene Ontology annotation, biological process: nitric oxide biosynthetic process.